This is a messenger RNA of Benincasa hispida (wax gourd), 339 nucleotides long. The record is from RefSeq and is a predicted model, not a curated record. Lineage: Eukaryota; Viridiplantae; Streptophyta; Magnoliopsida; Cucurbitales; Cucurbitaceae.
AUGGAAGAUUACAGGUCAAAUGGAAAUGGGUUCACUGGAGAGAACAAUACAGAGUUCAACUAUGCCCCAAACCCUCGAAACGCUUACGAAUUGCGAUCAUAUUCUGCAUCUUAUGCACAAACCCAGAUGGAAAUCAGGGAUUCCCAGUUCAAGAAAGGGAAAACCCCUUCUGAGUCUGUCUCGAAAUCUUGGAGUUUCUCGGACCCUGAAUUUCAGAGGAAGAAGAGGGUUGCUAACUACAAGAUGUAUUCUGUUGAAGGCAAAAUGAAGGGCUCUUUCAGAAACAGUUUUAGAUGGCUUAAACGCAAAUGCGAACAGGUCGUUUAUGGCUGGUGGUGA